This is a messenger RNA of Caenorhabditis angaria, 5238 nucleotides long. Lineage: Eukaryota; Metazoa; Nematoda; Chromadorea; Rhabditida; Rhabditidae. The record is from the annotation of a GenBank genome assembly.
AUGCCGGUUGGAAAACGUGGACUUGUCGCGCCACAAAAUACGUUUCUUGAAAAUGUUAUACGACGCUGCAAUAAUGCCGGUAAGUGUCUUUUUCUUCUGAAAACCCUGGAAAACUCUCGAAUUCCAGACACCUCAUUCAUUUUGGCGAACGCGCAAGUUGUCGAUUAUCCGAUAGUUUAUUGCAAUGAUGGAUUUUCGAAAUUGGUGGGAUAUACGAGAGCUGAGAUUAUGCAGAAACCUUGCUCGUGAGUUUUGAAAAGGGGAUUUUGAAGUCUUGUAUACAUUACAUUUGUGGCAGAUUUUAUUCAUUAAUUUUUUAGAAUCCUAGCUUUUUUGGACGUUUUGAAUUUCGAAAUUAAAUUUCACAAUAAUUCAAAAGCAGGAAAAUGUCAAUAAAUAUGUUUUUUUUUAACCCAGCUUCUCUGAAUCACAAAAUGUUCUACCUCUUAAAAUAUUCUUCAAAAAAAAAUUCUGGAUCCAUCAAACCAAACUUCAAAUGACAACUUCUCCAGUCUUUGAGAAUAUUUUAGAAGUUCAAAGUUCUUAUCAUGAUCACAGAACGUUUUAAGAGUGCAUGAUUAGAUUUUCCGCUUAACAAAUUAGUUUUUCCCACGUGUUUCAAAUUAUGUGUACUUUUUCCGGGUUCUAAAAAUUUCCAUAAGAAAAUUUUGAAUUUCAAAAAAAAAUUUUUCCAGACUCGCAUUUAUGCACGGUGAGCAUGGCGAAACCGGCAGUCUUCGAAAAAUGCAAGAGGCUCUUGACAACGCGCGAACCGAGCAAGCUGAAAUCGGGCUAUGCAAGAAGAACAAAACUCCAAUCUGGCUUCUCGUUCAUCUUGCGCCAAUCAAAAACGACAAAGAUUCAGUGGUCCUGUAUUUAUGUCAAUUCAAGGAUAUAACUCCGCUCAAACAACCGCUGGAUGAUGAGAAUAACAAGGGUGAGAAUUUUUAAAGAGGGGGAAAAUUCCCACGUUUGGAGAAAAAAAAAUUAAAAAUAGAUAUGAGUUCUUGGAAGUUGAUGAAAAGUUUCUAGAAUCGGAAAAUUUUUAAUGAUAUUUUUAGGCUUGUCAAGGAUAUUACAAAUCGCACGGAUCGCCAAAUCAAAACAACAAUUCAAUCAAAUCGAGACAAAAGAUCUACACAAGGCUGCGGGAACAACGACGAGUAACUUCAAUCAGGUUAUCAAGGUUGAGAAUCUUGACGCUUCUUUCUGUUAAACGCUCUUUUUAAAUCACGCACCACUCAACUCAAAGAUCAAUACGAGAUCUCAAAACCCUUUCGUAUUAAGUUUCAUUAAAAAGAGCGUUUGCCCCUCCCGACUACCUUAUUUGCCUGUGAUGAUGAUAGCCGCCUAGUGACUUGUGUUCUAUUUAUUGGUGAUGUUGUGAUUUUUCUCCUUCUUCUUCCUCCUCUCCCACGUCAUUCAAAUUUCCGAAAUGUAUUAGCGUCAGGCAUGGAUGAACAAAUAUGUAGGCAUCACAUCAGAAAUCUUGAAAUCCCUCCCCACCUCCCCUAAAUUUUAUCGAAACAAAUAUAUGUUUCAUUUGAAUGUUGAUUGUAUUGUUUUAGUGCAAUGGAAAUUGGAACGAGCAUCGCUUUGUGAGUUGAGUUGCAUGCGUUUUUGUGCUCUUUUUUGUUGAAUUUUUGUUGCAUGUUUGGGAAAAGUUUCAGAGGAUUUGAAGGAUCUGGGAUGAUGAAAAUUAACAAAAAAAAUUAAUGAAAAAAAAUCUGAUCAUUUUUUUAUUUGAAAAAAAAAUUCCAUCAAAACGAAAUCAAUCGAUUUUUUCAAAAUUUAUUUUCAAAAAAGAACCUGGCACAAUUCCCAAAACCUCGUGAUGACGUGGCAAAUUUCAGAGUUUUUCUAAAGAUAAACGCUUGCCAAGCCCUUGGGAUAAAUCUUAGUUUUCAAAUUUAAAAACAUUUGUCUGCUGUUCGUAUUUACUAACAAUAAAAUUUGAAUUUCAAAAAAAAGUUCCAUUCCAAAAUAUUCUAAAACUCUGAUUAUUUUUCAUGACUAACAGAAACUAACUUUGAUAAAUGUUGAAAUAUGUGUCUUUGUAUAAAAAAAACCAACCCAGACUCCCAAAAACUCUGAAACUACCCGCUUCUAGCUGCAGCUUCAAACCCCUUUCGCAUGUUUCGCAACCCCUCAUUCACUUUCACCACCUGACAGAAAGAAGCACCAAAUGAUUACGAGCGCACACUGAUCACUCACUCAACCACAAAAGUCACUAGGUUUUUUGUUUUAGUUGAAAAAUAUAUCAAGCUAAUUCAUCUCAGGAUGUGAGAUCUUCAACAAAAUCUAAUUUUUGAUUGAUUUCCAGGUGAUGAAUCUAGGCGGUGAUAUGCUGCCACAAUAUCGACAGGAGACACCGAAAACAUCACCGCAUAUCAUUUUGCAUUACUCAUCUUUCAAGACGAUUUGGGAUUGGUCGAUUUUGGCGUUGACGUUUUAUACAGCUUUUAUGGUUCCUUUUAAUAUAGCUUUCAAGCAGAGGUAUGUUUUUUUCAGAAUUUUUUUAAAAAUUCUGUGGAAUUAUUUUCAGCCUGGAGAAAAAGUUCACCUUCCACACAUCAGUCAAAAACAGUACUGCAAUAGAUCCCGUGGCUUUGAUGGAUUCCAUAGUCGAUGUCAUAUUUUUCGCCGACAUUUUGCUCAACUUCCACACAACAUUUGUUGGCCCCGGUGGCGAAGUCGUCAUCGAACCCUCGAUUAUUAGGCAGAAUUAUUUCAAAUCAUGGUUUCUCAUCGAUCUUCUCUCGUGUCUUCCCUAUGAUAUCAUUUAUAUGUUCAAGAAAAAUGACGAGCGGAUAGGAAGUCUGUUUUCGGCGUUGAAAGUUGUGCGGCUUCUCAGGUUGGGAAGGGUUGCGCGAAAAUUGGAUAAUUAUCUGGAAUAUGGAGCUGCGACUCUGCUAUUAUUACUUUGUGCAUAUGUGAUUGUGGCACAUUGGCUGGCGUGUGUUUGGUAUUUCAUAGGAGAGAUGGAAGUGAAAUUGAGAUAUUGUAAUCCAUCUCUACCUGAAGGAUGGCUAUGGAAACUAUCACAUGAUUUGAAGCAGCCGUUUAGCAGGGAUGAGAAUCCAUCGCCACUUCAACAAGGUUGUCCAGUGAUCGGGGGACCAACGAGAACAUCUAGCUAUAUUUCAUGUAAGUGGAUCAGAGCUCCAGUGGUCCUGAAACCCAUUUUAAAAUUUUCAGCCCUGUAUUACACAAUGAGUUGCAUGUCUACUGUUGGAUUUGGUAACAUCGCAAGCAACACUGAUAACGAAAAAAUAUUCGGGGUGUGUAUGAUGAUUAUCUCUGCCUUGUUGUAUGCUGCAAUUUUCGGACACAUGACCACGAUUAUCCAGCAGAUGACAUCGAGCACUGUCAGGUAAGUGACGUCAGAACUUGUUUCCAAAAAAUUUUUUAAAUUUUUUCAGGUACCAUGAGAUGAUUAGUAAUGUUCGAGAGUUCAUCAAACUUCAAGAAAUUCCGAAAGAACUUGCUGAGCGGGUGAUGGAUUAUGUGGUGUCAACUUGGGCGAUGACAAAGGGAAUUGACACCUCAAAAGUUCUCGGAUAUUGUCCAAAAGACAUGAAAGCGGAUAUAUGUGUUCAUCUGAAUCGAAAGGUUUUCAAUGAACAUAGUUGUUUCCGACUCGCUUCUGAUGGAUGUCUCCGAUCUUUAGCGAUGUUUUUGGAACUAAACCAUGCCGCACCUGGCGAUCUUUUAUAUCACACUGGAGAAUCUGUAGAUGCGUUGUGGUUUGUAGUCUCUGGAUCUUUAGAAGUUAUACAAGAUGAAGAAGUUGUUGCGAUCCUUGGCAGAGGUGAUGUUUUUGGUGAUGAAUUCUGGAAGAAUAACGGGUCUACGGGUCAAUCUGCGGCUAAUGUUCGAGCGUUGACGUAUUCUGAUCUUCAUAUGAUUAAGAAGGAUAAAUUGAUGGAUGUUUUGGAGUUCUAUAAAGCAUUCGCAAAUUCGUUCGCUAGAAACAUGACUCUCACUUAUAAUUUGACACAUCGUAUGAAAUUCCGAAAAGUUGCGGAUGUGAAGCGAGAAAAAGAGCUGGACGCGAAGCGGAAGAACGAGAAGCUCACACUUCCCACCGAUCAUCCGAUUCGCAAGUUAUUGUUCCGAAUGAGGGAACGACACGGCCCCCGGAUUUUCCCAAGUCCAAUGUUUGCUGAUAUCGAGAAAGGCUUGAAAAAGUCGAGCGACAUCAAUCGAAUCUCCUCGCUGCAUUCGAUGGUGGAUGAGACGAAUGGAGGUGGAACGACAUCGUUUGUCAAGAGUCCGAGAGCCAAGCAAAAACGACCUCCACUCAUGGUGAGUUUUGAGGAAGAUUAGAGCGAUCAGGGUUUUUUUCUUCCAGAAACGUCAGACAGUCGAUGAAGAUGCGCUAUCUCGAACAAGUUGGGGAAUCGAUAAAAAAGAUCGGGUGAGUUUUGAGGAGAAAAUUUUAAUUUUUACAAGUGUAUUGCACCUUUAGCAUACAAUUUUGUUUUAAAACUUAUCUUUAAAUAAUUUUCCAGGAAUGGAGUUCUCUUUCAAAUAUCCGAACUGAAAUGAAGAGCAAAUUCGAUGUGAUUGGUGAAAGAUUGGGUGUGAUCGAGCAAAUCAAUAGUCGUCUAGCGAAUCUCGAGCGCCUCCUCAAUUCCAACGCGAAUGGUGCAACUACACCAUCCACAAUUCCAGUUGGCUCAUCGUUCACAGCUCUCAAUGAAUCGCACAAUCGACUAACUCUCGAUCCUCCGCCUGUAGCUAGAAGUGUAUCAUGGAGUGAGCAGCAGGCACCGCAAUGGCAACGGUAGGUCAAAUUUAUUUUGAACAAAAACUAGAGUUUGUUAGCGCCUUUAGAUUCGAAGGCAAAAGCUUGAACUUCAGUUUUUUGGAAUGGAGAAUCUAGGUAAAUUUUCGGUCGUAUGUAUCUUCGCGUUUUCUCGAAUGGCUAACCUCUUGCUAGUGAAAUGCAGUGUUCUCUUCUUGUUUUUUCAAAUUUUUCCUUAUAGGAGUAGCUUUUUUGUAAAAGGUUCCUGGGGUUUUUGCGUAAUUUUUCAUUAAUCUGAAACAUUCGAAAAUUCUAUUCCUUUCAGCUCUGUGCCGCCUUUGCGAGAACUCGAAUCUGGCGAAUGGGAAGGUGGUCCACCGUCCAGAGAAGAUACGCCAAAUCAAUCCACGUCAUCACCACCAACAGUGCCACACAUUCAAAUAGAGGGCGACGAUUCGGCACGACCGCCAACACGAACUAGAAUAUGA